Molecule: messenger RNA, 1882 nt
Organism: Hibiscus syriacus
Lineage: Eukaryota; Viridiplantae; Streptophyta; Magnoliopsida; Malvales; Malvaceae
Product: protein indeterminate-domain 4, chloroplastic-like
Exons: 2
Coding region: 185-1675 (496 amino acids)
Cellular component (GO): nucleus
Molecular function (GO): DNA-binding transcription factor activity
Source: RefSeq, a predicted model, not a curated record
CAAAGAGAAUUUUUUGUUUAAGAUAAUCCAAUGAACCCUAAUCCAAAAGUUGGUCAGCUUUUGUUUUACCAUCUGGUUUUUGUUUUUAAUUUGUCGUCUUUUCCCCCAAUUUUUUUUGUUUAUCCUGGGUUUUUACUAAGCAGAUCCUCAUGUUGAGGUGAUAGCGCUCUCUCCCAAGUCUUUAAUGGCAACAAACAGAUUCGUUUGUGAAGUAUGCAACAAAGGGUUCCAAAGGGAGCAAAAUUUACAGCUCCAUAGAAGAGGACACAAUCUGCCAUGGAAGCUAAAGCAAAAGACAACGAAAGAAGUGAAGAAGAAGGUGUAUCUUUGCCCCGAACUCACUUGCGUCCACCACGAGCCGGCGAGGGCACUCGGCGACCUCACCGGCAUCAAAAAGCAUUACUUCAGAAAGCACGGCGAGAAGAAAUGGAAGUGUGAGAAGUGCUCGAAGCGGUACGCCGUGCAGUCCGACUUGAAAGCUCAUUCGAAGACUUGCGGAACUAGAGAAUACAGAUGUGACUGUGGCACCCUUUUCUCUAAACGUGAUAGUUUCAUCACUCAUCAGGCGUUUUGCUAUGCGUUGGCUCAAGAAACCGCGAGACACCCACCCAAUGACUUAACCGCAAUGGGGAGCCAUCAUCUCUUUGGAAGUAAUCAUCCUCAUCAAAUGAGCUUAGGAUUAUCCCAAAUGCAUGCUCAGAAUCAACCAUCCAGCAAUAUGUUGAGGUUGGGAAGAGGCGGAGCCACCAAGUUCGAGCACCUCAUUGGCUCCCCCUCGAAUCCUUCAUCGUUACAAAACAUGCCCAGAUCGAUGUUCUUCAUGGAGGAUGCGGCCAACCAAGGUUUUCACCAGGACCAUCGAUCUCCCCAUGGGAAUGGAGCGUACAUCAACAAAGCAUUACAUGGUCUAAUGCAACUUCAGGACCUUCAAGGCAAUAAUAACAAUUCCGGUGCCAACUCUACCAAUCUUUUCAAUUUAGGCUUCUUCCCCAACAAUUCCGGUGAAAGCGGCGGCGCAUCUGCCGUCAACUUAUUGAAUUCCGGUUUUUUGAGUGGUAAUCAGUUCAACAUGGGUGAUCAGGUCGGUUCGGGGCUGUCCUCUCAUUACAGCACUACUACCUCAAUGCAACAUGAGAACAUUUCUCCAAACAUGUCGGCAACCGCAUUGCUUCAGAAAGCUGCUCAAAUGGGUUCAACUACAAGCAACCACACUUCCUCUUUGCUGAGAGGAAUGGGGAGCUCUUCUUCGAGUGGGAUGAAACCCGAAAGACAAGAUUUAGCCGCUAACUUCGGCAGCAAUUUUGGUGGUGGCGGCGGCGGCGGCCGAAGUAGCAGAGGCGGUGGAGGAGAAGGAGAAACGCUGAGAUCACAGAUGGAGAACGAUAAAAACAAUCUUCAAGGACUAAUGAAUUCUCUCGCCAAUGUUAACUCUUCCAUUUUCGGUGCCGGCCAGGGACAAGAUCAAAGCAACUUCGUCGGAGGAUUCGCAUGGACUGACAACACCAACUUCUCGAACGUUAAUGAAGGUAAUAAGUUGCAUCAAAAUCUGGCGGGAAGCAUGGGCGCCGGGAGUGACAAAUUAACAUUGGAUUUUCUGGGAGUGGGAGAAAUGGUGAGAAACAUGGGUGGAGCUGGUAGUCAACAUGGGAUCAACAUUGGGUCUUUGAACUGCUAGAUGAAGUCAUCGACUCAGCUAUUUGGUAGUGGAACACUUGUCUAAAAAGGCAAGCAAAGUUUUUGUGGGGUUAAAAAGUAGCGCCAAAAACAAAAAGCUUAUGGUUUCUUCUCCUCCUCUUGAAUUGAACUUUAUGAAUUAGGGUUUUCGUUCCAAAAAACUAAAAAGUGUUUUAAGGGUUACUUUGGCUGAUUUUUGUCAUAAAAC